UAUCAGAAAAAAAAGUUAUCAAUCAUUCAAAAGUUUUCUUUUAUGAAAAAUUUUUAAUUACAGAAAUUAAGGAUAUUUCGACCAUUUCUAUUUUUUAAAAAGUGCAUAUUACUCGAUAAAUCAUGGGUUGUGAUGGUGGUACAAUUCCUAAGCGAGAUGAACUCGUCAGACUAAAAAAGAAGCCAGAACAAAAAGAUAAAGUAGCCGAGUUAUCAUUCCGCUGGCAACAUUGCGCAAUAAGCCACGAACCUUUACGAAAACCUAUAGUAGCUUGUGGAUUAGGACGUCUUUACAACAAAGAUACCGUGAUCGAAAAACUUCUCGAUAAAACUAGUAAACCGGAAUCCAUCUCGCAUAUUAAACGUUUAAAGGAUGUGAAAGAUUUAAACCUGACGGAAAACUCAGCUUACAAAGCUGAAGAUGAAAAAGGUGAUAAUCGCGUCGAUCGUCAAACUGCACCUUACAUCUGUCCUGUUUCUGGUUUAGAAAUGAGUGGAAAAUUCAAAUUUUGUUUCUUCUGGAGUUGCGGAUGUGUUCUAGCUGAACGAGCUAUCAAACAAUUUCAAGAGAAAUCGUGUCUCAAAUGUCAGACUCCUUAUACCGAUGAUGAUAUUGUUAUUAUGAACGCCGCUGAUCAGGAUUUAGAAUUGAUGACUACUAGGAAUAAAUUACGUCAAAAAUCGAGCAAAAAAAUUAAAGUCAAGGUGGAGCCUAAUGACGAACCAGUAGCUAGUACAAGUUCUACGAUUUUCGAAACAGUUAAAGUAAAGAAAGAAAGCGAGGAUGAAAAAUUACCCAUCAAGAAACCCACCGAAAUAAAACGAGAGAAGGGGAACUCUUCAGUUACGCCAUUAGCGGCUGCAACUAAAUCAAAAAAACGAUCUUUGGAGGGUAUGUGUGAUCCUGCAUAUAAGAAGACGAAACAAUCGUAUAGUAUUUCAAAGGAUUCCAAAGCAACUGAUGUUUUCAAAUCUUUGUUCACUUCUCAUGAUGAUGCCAAAUCUCAGACUAAAGCUCACUGGGUCACGUAUAAUCCAUUUUAUAAUUAAUUUCAAUGGCUUCAUUUGUAUAUUUAUUUACCUGUACUUAAUGUAUUAUUUAUUGUUGUAAAUGGAACUCAUCUUCAACAUUCCGAAUUUUAAUAAAUUUUAAGUGUGAAUA
This is a messenger RNA of Planococcus citri (citrus mealybug), 1161 nucleotides long. RefSeq names its product replication termination factor 2-like. The record is from RefSeq and is a predicted model, not a curated record. The transcript is spliced from 4 exons. The coding region runs from base 123 to 1049 and encodes 308 amino acids. Gene Ontology annotation, biological process: site-specific DNA replication termination at RTS1 barrier; mitotic DNA replication termination. Gene Ontology annotation, cellular component: nucleus. Lineage: Eukaryota; Metazoa; Arthropoda; Insecta; Hemiptera; Pseudococcidae.